AACCACAAAAUAAUUAGAAAAUAUGGAAAACUAAUAUUGCCACCGGAGAUCCUUACAGGUCUCAUAACAACCUUUCCGAUCAAUUUUCCGGCCACCGGAGCUGAAGCUCCACAAACAUGGACGAAGAUCAAGACCCCGACUCACCAAACGAGACUUUUCACGACACCAUUGACGGAGAAAUCUUAACCCCAAAAGAAGAACGCGAACCCGAAACUUUAAUCGGCACAGAGCUAAAAAAGAAGAAAAAGAAAGCUCUAAACGAUCUCCGUACACGACUCGAAGAUUCAUUAAUCAAUUACACCCUCAUCGGAGAAAAAUACAAAUCCAACGACCACCUUAGAGACAUCGAACUUUGGGGUGUCCCCUUGUUACCCAGCAGGGGACAAGACAGAACCGACAUGAUCCUUAAAAAGUUCUUGAAAGCCAAGGAUUACAACGCGCAAAAUGCCCUUGAAAUGAUCGGUAAAACGGUUAUGUGGAGGGAGGAUUUUAAUGUAGACAAGGUGUUCGACGAAAUGUUUGGGCCUGAUCUUGACAAUAUUGGGUACAUUGAGGGUAGGGAUAAGGCUGGGCAUCCUUUGUGUUAUCAAAUGUUUGAGGCGUUUAAGGAUAAAGAUAUGUUGAGGAAUAGAUUAGGGAGUAAAGAGUCGUGUGAACAGUUUCUUCGUUGGCGAAUUAAGUUGAUGGAACGAUGUGUUCGUAAACUUGAUUUUAAGCAUGAUGGUGCGGAUUCGGUGAUUCAGAUUAUGGAUGUGAAGAACAUCCCUAGACAGUUUUUGAAUGAAAUCUUUCAGGGUAGUAAGAAGUAUUUUUCCAUUUUACAGGAGAAUUAUCCGGGGCUCAUUUACAGAUUUGUGAUUGUAAAUGUCCCAAUGUGGUUUUUCGCGUUUUACACGUUAAACAUGCGACUGAUGACGAGAAAGUACAAAGUAAUGUAUGUGAAGCCGUCGGCGAUUACAGAGACCCUUCUCAAGUUCAUUGAGCCAGAACACCUUCUGGCUCAAUACGGCGGCGUAGGAAGGAUAGGCGGCGAAUUCACACCUAACGACAAAGUUUUAGAAAAAAAAAUUAAAGGAUACACGACUGAGAACAUUGAAAUAGCCACAUCAGAGGUGGGGUUGACAGUAUAUUGGGAUGUAACAGUAACUGGAAGUGAUGUUACAUAUAAGGAAGAAUUUGUACCAGAAGAUGAAGGUUCAUACAAUGUGUUGGUUCAAAAAGGAAAUCAAAUUGGGAGAAUGACUUCAAAUUCAUUUCAUGUUAAUGAGCCUGGAAAAAUUCUCAUUUCAUUUGCCAAUCCAACUUCUAAAAGUAGAAAGAUUUUUUAUAGGUACAAACUCAAACCCUUCCAACCCAUGUACACUCAACCGGUUCAAGAUUAGAUUUUUUUUUUCUUUUUCUUUUUCAAAUUGAAUUUACUUUCUUUUUGCUAACUACAUACACAUGAAUUUGUAUCCAGAAUAUUUUAUGUAAGAUUUUUGUGAAUAUUAUACGAAUAGAGCAGUUGGAUCUAUA
Helianthus annuus (common sunflower) is the source of this 1515-nucleotide messenger RNA. RefSeq names its product patellin-4. Gene Ontology annotation, molecular function: lipid binding. Lineage: Eukaryota; Viridiplantae; Streptophyta; Magnoliopsida; Asterales; Asteraceae. The record is from RefSeq and is a predicted model, not a curated record. The coding region runs from base 117 to 1382 and encodes 421 amino acids. The transcript is spliced from 4 exons.